Drosophila grimshawi is the source of this 485-nucleotide messenger RNA. RefSeq names its product dynein light chain roadblock-type 2. Gene Ontology annotation, cellular component: centrosome; cytoplasm; cytoplasmic dynein complex. The record is from RefSeq and is a predicted model, not a curated record. The transcript has 2 exons. Bases 91 to 474 code for a protein of 127 amino acids. NCBI's taxonomy places the organism in Eukaryota, Metazoa, Arthropoda, Insecta, Diptera, Drosophilidae. Gene Ontology annotation, biological process: microtubule-based movement. Gene Ontology annotation, molecular function: dynein intermediate chain binding.
AUUUCUUAAGCAAUCCAAGUAUUGGUCAUACUGCACGAUAUGAUUUGACCCGCAAACCUAUAAAACAGCCGUUACCAUUAGAUACUUGUCAUGACAACCAAAAAAACUAGAUUACAAAAUUUUGACCGACUUUUAAUUUGGAUAAAUAUGUUCAAGACCCCACCAGCAAAGCCACCUCGAACAAUUCGCUAUGUGGAAGAAGCGUUCAGACACAUUCAGGAAAAGAAAAAUAUUCGCGAUAUUGUGGUUAUAAAUGAACUCGGUCAUCCGGUUAAGAGUACCAUGGAAUUUGAGAACUCGGUAAAAUUUGCUGGUUUAUUUCAAGAGCUGCGCGGCAGAAUGGAGCGUGGAAUGGACAAAAUUGAUCCCACUGAUGAAUUGCGAAUGCUAAGAGUUCGCACAAAAUGCCAUGAAAUUCUGCUAGUGCCCGAUUCCAAAAUAACUGUUAUUGUCGUACAAAAUGCAGAUAAAUAAAUUUAUUUGUU